AUGGCACUCAGCUUCUUUGGCGGUGGAGGCCAUGCAAGCCGUGCGAAAUAUUUUGAUAUCCGACUCGAUGAUGAUUACGUCGUAUUCCGGGGAAGCGAAGAUGAGGCGGCCAGUGCUUUGUUGAAGGGUAAUGUGGUUCUCUGCCUGUCAGAGCCCCUCACGAUCAAGAAUAUUAAAUUGCAUCUUACGGGGAUGUCACGCGUUUGCUGGCACCUUCCUUCAACUACCGCUGGCGGAGGCAGGAGACAUUGGAGAGAAAAAGUUUUCUACGAAAAGACCUGGAAGUUCAAAGAUGCAGGUAAAGGGAAGACGGAGGUUUUGCCUGCCGGAAACUAUGAGUUCCCCUUCGAAAUCAUCCUCGAAGGUUCCUUGUCGGAGACCGUCGAGGGACUACCUGACAACUGGGUCAUCUACCGUUUCAAAGCGGAAAUCGGAAGGAAAUAUGCCAAAGAUAUCAUCGUCAGGAAGCCAUUGCGUAUCAUUCGGACCUUGGAGUCCACGGCUCUUGAGCUCUCCCAUGCUAUGUCCGUGGAAAAUAUCUGGCCUGAGAAGAUUGAAUACGCGAUCAACACCCCGACGAAAGCUGUCAUAUUCGGCACUACCAUCCAGGUGGAUUUCCGAUUGAUCCCACUGCUUAAAGGGCUCCGUAUCGGACAGAUCUUCUCGGAACUUAUUGAAUGCGACGAGCUUACUCUCAACCCUGAAGACCAUGGCUCCCUCCGGAACACAUAUACGACGACAAGAUCUAUAGUGUCCGAUGUAUACGAAUUGCCGGAGGACGCUCCUGUGGAGAUCCUUAAUGAUGUAGCCGAAGGAUAUCAGCUGUCUCGGUAUCUUAGUCUACCUAAAUCUCUAACCAAGUGCCUUCAAGAUACAGACACGAGAGGGAUCAGAGUUAGGCACAAGUUGAAGUUCCGCAUUCAGCUUCACAACCCAGAUGGCCACGUUAGCGAGGUAAGUAGAGAAGCCGUGUGGACGCAAUGGUGGUGGGCAUGGGAGCUGAUCUCUUUCGGUUUGCAGUUGCGAGCUACCCUUCCAGUCUCUAUUUUUAUUUCCCCCAGCCUUGCGAUUGAUGAGAACAAUAAUUUAAUAGAUCAGACACCCGAGUCCGCUGUCAGGGCGGUUGAAGAAUAUGCCCAGCAGGCUCCUCCUCUGUACGGCGAGCAUCUUUUCGAUCAGUUAUACAGCGAUGUGGAUCUUACUGGCUAUCGCACCCCGGGUUAUCGCACCCCGGGCCCUCCAACGGGGCUUACCAGUUGGCCUGCAAGCCGGCCUCCAAGUGGACCGGGCACCCCUAUGGGUUCUCUCAGCCGCAAUCUUUCGUCGGAAAACAUUUCAUCAAUGAACGCCGUUACUGACACAGAUAUCUCUGCCUCCGUACUACAUAGCCGUUUGGCUCGUUUGCACGCGAGCAGGAACCGUAACCCCCCAUCACCCGGUGAACACCCCGACGGCAGACCAGAUGGGCGUUUGAACGUUACGCAGGACUAUUUCACAUACUCCGGCGCCAGUUCCCACGGUGCGACGAGCCCAGAUCCAUCCCGCCGGCCAUCAGAUGAUCUUGACCAUGAUCCUGUUCUGUCAGGAAUGGGAACCCCCUACUGGCCACAGUAUGCUGAGGUUGAGACACUGAGCCGAGUGCCAAGUUACUCUACCGCCGUCCGUAGCUCAGUGAAACCGCGUGAGCCUGGUCUGCCGGACUACAAUUCUGUAAUUGCCAGCGAUACGCCCCCUCUCCCAGAGUCACCGCAGCAAGUUCACCUUAGGAGCGGACAUCGUUCCCCUUCACAUUUCUCUCCAGUGGAGAUGCAUCAACGGUUGGACUCUCUCCACCCCCGUCGCUCUCAUCGCUCUGCUGAUGAUGAAGAGCGCAGUUUACGUCUCCUCCAGGCCCGCGCCAGAGGCUAG
Monascus purpureus is the source of this 1908-nucleotide messenger RNA. The record is from the annotation of a GenBank genome assembly. NCBI's taxonomy places the organism in Eukaryota, Fungi, Ascomycota, Eurotiomycetes, Eurotiales, Aspergillaceae.